CCGGCGCUAAGCCCCAAACGUACCGUCAUUUUAGCGUAGGCCCCCAGCGCUUCCUUUGCCUUUUCCAGUGGAGUUGGAUUUGGUACCCCCACCACCGCCGGCCAACCACUGUUCUGCAGUGUCCUGCCUGCUGUACGGGCUCACACCACCACAAGGAAAAGUCCGGCUUUUCCCUUUUUGACUCGUGAAACUCUGUUUGCCUCGUCUUUCUCAUCUUGUCACCACAAAAACUCUUCUCAGUCUCUUCCGUUCUUCUCCUCAAUCUUCUCUACUGUGCUUUUUCGAUUCACAGCAGCAAUAGUGCAGCCGUUACGACCAUCUGCAAGCGUUUUCGCUUUCAGGGUUUUUUUUUGCAGCGACACACACCCACCCCCGCAAACAGCCAACUGCUGCACCACCGCCGACCGACCCCAACUUCCGAGACUAGCUUGUGAUCGACUGUACUGCAUCCAACAAAGACUUAAUUUUGCGCCGUCUCAAGUCUACUCCGGACCCUGCAUCAUACUUUUCAGUCUCGUGCAACUUGGCCACGCACAAAACUCUCGUCAUUUUCACAGAUUACGCACGCUCGUCAGCAUACGACACGGCUUGCUUCUCCAAAUCUGACAUACACACACACGACCAACACACUCUCUACCGUACCAUACCGCACCGAUCUUUUCACAAUGAACGCUCCCAUCUCAUCACCAAGCACAAAGGGCUCGUCGGCCAUGUCGGGCCCUAAAUCUGCUGCUACGCCGAUGACCAUGCCGCAACCUGCGCAGACGAAACAGCCGUCGACGGAUCUCUUCCUCAAGGACUUUACACUGGUGGCCGAGGCGGCGAAGCGGGCGCAGGUCGCCGUCAUGGUCCGUGAUUUCGAAAAUUGCGGCCUAUAAAAUACGAUCGCUGUCUACUGUUGAAGCAGUAUUUUUUAUUUCGGUUGAGCAGAGUACGCUUCUUCUCUGCUGGCGUUGGUUGGCCGUCUUUUUGCUGGCCGGCUCUCACGGUCGGCAUGCUUCGGAACACACAGGCACAGACACAUACAUGCGAUAGACUACAGUGGCUUGACUAGCGGUCAAGUCUAACCGAGAGACGGAAAGGAUUUCGAGACUUUUGUUUGCGUUUUUGAUUUCGUUUGUUGCAUCAGCGCGCGUUGCUCUUUGCUCGGUGGCGAGCUUCACACGCUCGCCUCACACACCACUCUCACCUAUGAAAGGCUCUACACAACACUACACAACACACAUACAGUAUAUACAUAUACAGCGAGUAUACCCCGGUUAGGAGUUCUGGCACUUUGCUUUUAAUAGAUUCUUUUGGCCAUAUGGCCCUCUACAAUUUU
Molecule: messenger RNA, 1321 nt
Organism: [Torrubiella] hemipterigena
Lineage: Eukaryota; Fungi; Ascomycota; Sordariomycetes; Hypocreales; Clavicipitaceae
Source: the annotation of a GenBank genome assembly